AUGAAUUGCCGGUAUUCAGAUUCCUCUUGUGGUGAAGAAUGGGAUGCCCGAUCGAAGGUGGCGCUGAUUCAGUGCUAUCGUGACGAGCCAGGCAUUUGGAAUGUACACGUCACUUAUCGUACUGAUACCGACCGACGUCAAAGUUUGAAUGAUGCAUGGAGGCGGAUUGAGCAACGCAUGAAUUGUAUGGGAUAUAAUUUUGAAUUGCCACAGUUGAAAAAGAAGAUGAAACAACUGAAGGAUCAAUUUGUUCGAGAGAAUAAAAUGUUCGAGGAUCACAGUUCGAAAUGGCAGUUUUACGAGGAAAUGCGUUUUUUGAAUCAAGACGAAGAGCCCAGUCCAGAAUUCAAUACACUUAACCUUGGCCUUCUGAACUAUGUCGGCCCAGUGAUUGCUCAAAGUCCAUCUCCUACUCAAGAAGAAAGUCUCCUAUUCAACGAUGUCGAGAACCACAUCAGGAAUUGUAGCUCAUCUCUAGACAUUGAAGUGAAAUCGGAAUUCAAAUUGAACGAAGACUUAUCGCUAUUUAACGAUCACGAUAAACCACGAGCUUCAAUUACGCCUAGUGGAGUCGUACUACCAGAAUCUUUAAUGGACGAGUUGCUUAGGCUGGUACUUUCAAACAAAAAUGUGAUUUUGAACGAAGACAGUGAUGAAGAGUCAAAGAAUCGGGCAUGGUUAGAAAUCCAUCUCUCUCUAAAAGCAAUCAACCAGACUAUUCCAUCAGUAGAUGAGCUCAAAGAGGUGUUCAGCAGGAAGUACCUCCUUAUCAACGAUAUCGUGUUAAACCACUACAAAGAAGACAACUAUUCUACGAAUGUUCGUCGUUUUCUUCAAAGUGCUGUGAGCAAAUGUCUACCAGAGGACAAGUUCACAGCUCGAGAGCGAGAACUGGGAGCGAUCGCUCUGCGAAAGUUGUUCCCACCGCAAGAGAACAAACCCCCGUCAACUAGGAAACGUCGUUUCGCGGAUAUUGCCAACGGUGAAGAGGACCAACAUUCACGCGCUGGAGCUUCUGUUGAUAAGCAAACUGAAACUGAAAGAAUUUUUCAGCCUACAAAUACUGACGCCCCGAAAAAUGGUACUUGUGGAUGUCAUUCCGACGAUGGAUGCUUUAGAGAGAGCCUCUCGGAGAUGAUAAAGGCACAGAAGGAGUACUUCAAGAUAGCAGCCGAGGUCCAAAAAGAACAACUGCGGCUGUUCUCUGCCAUGGGAGAUGUACUGAAUCGAGUCUCAUCGAAGUUACUACCUCCUGAUCCCUGUCAUAUAUAA
Messenger RNA from Haemonchus placei, 1272 nucleotides. The record is from the annotation of a GenBank genome assembly. Lineage: Eukaryota; Metazoa; Nematoda; Chromadorea; Rhabditida; Trichostrongylidae.